This is a messenger RNA of Helobdella robusta, 2982 nucleotides long. RefSeq lists its product as hypothetical. Lineage: Eukaryota; Metazoa; Annelida; Clitellata; Rhynchobdellida; Glossiphoniidae. Bases 1 to 2982 code for a protein of 993 amino acids. The record is from RefSeq and is a predicted model, not a curated record. The transcript has a single exon.
AUGUCGGAUAUCAAAACUGUCAAAAAUUUAUCAACGGAAGAAAGCGAUUGGGAAAUAAAUUCUAGUAGUGAAAGUUCUAACGAUGAAGAUGAAGAUAACGAGGUACCCCAGCAAACUGUAUUUUUGAAGAAAACUUUCACAACUGAAACAGCUAAUCAAAAACAAACGUUGGAUAAUACUACAAAUAAAACGAUUGAUAAAUCAGAUGUUACUAGCAAAAAACUAGAUAGCGUAAAAGACAUUUCAAAUCAAACGUUGAUAACCGAAAAUAAUCCUAGCGAUAAAAAAGAUGAAACGAACCACGUGUUAAAAUACGAAAUGGACGAAAAAACAAAGUCAAACCGCGAAGUUCAAGUCACCACAACUAUCAAAAAAAUCAAAAAAGCGCCAAAAAGAUCUGACUCGGGCAAUAACUCUUCAACAAGCGUAGACAAGGAUUCUGAAGAUCACGGUGUACAAGGAGAGUCUAAUGCAAAACCAAAAAAGAAAUCGAAACUUAUCAAAUCAAAGGAUAAACCUGAAGAAAAGGUUGAAAAGGUAAAAGAAAAGAAAACUGUCAAAAAAGUAAAACAAAUAAAAAAUGUACUUGAAAAUGAUGAAAGUGCAUCAUCCGAUAAUGUAAAAGUUGUUGAAGGAAAAGACAAUAAAACAAAAAUAACUAAGAAAAAGUCUGCCAAAAUUGACGAGCAAACGGAUAAAGUAAACAAGCCUAAAAAAUCUUCAAAAAAGAGUGAAAACGCCGAAUUUAGCGGAGAGAAAAAAGUGAAAGUCAAAGGGAAAAAAAGCGAGAGCACAAAAACGAUUCCUAGUGAACCAAAAAACAAGGACGAAAAUAUAAAAGUUAAAACGAUAAAGCCUAAAAUGAAUAAUGAGAAAAGUUUGAAAUCAUUAAAUUCAGAAUCAAAUGAUAAAAGCGAAAUAGAAACUUUGAAUAAAACCGCAUUAGAAGAUACGAAAAAUGACGCAAUAAAAGUUGUUAAUGGGGUUAGUGAAAACAUAGAAAAAUGUUCAAAUUUGACAUCGAGCCCAGAUCUUGAGACGUUUAGUCAAAAUAAUAAAUAUUCUAGUUCUGAUGAAGCAAACAGUGAAGCAAAAAUUGUCAUCCCUUUGAAAACAUUGUGUCAAGAAAAUGGCGAGUCAUCGAAAAUAAUGGAAGGCGAUUGCCAUCUGGUAAUCAGUGAUGUCUACUCCAAAAAGGAAACAAAAGAAAAUGAUGUUGAUGACAAAUUACCAAAUGCAAAUGACAAAAAAAUGUCACUGGAAACCGAUUUAGAUGAAUGGAUGAAAGAUUUGUUAGCAAGACAUAACAUUAAAAGAGAAGUUCUAUCACCAACAAGACAUAACAUUAAAAGAGAAGUUCUAUCACCAACCUAUACACAAUCUUUUGGUAACGAUGAGUCAAUAGGGUCAAAUGAUACCAAAGUUGAAGAGAGUACAGAGCAAAGUGAGAUCAAUUCUAAUGGCUUUUUAAAAGACAAAUCAACAAAAUAUGAUGACAGUUUCAGAAAUGAGAAUACAUUUGAUGAUACUAUGAUUAGUCAUAUAACAAAAACAAAUUUAGAAAAUCACGAUAGAAAACAAUUUUCACAAAAGUUGGUUGACAAAGAAAUUCAAGGAAGAAUGUUCGAAACAAAGACAAGAACGAAAAAUGAGCAAGAUGAAGAAAUAAAUGAACACAAACAGAAACGAUAUGAACAUUUCUUGAGCAUUGGAGCCGAUGAAGAAAUUGAUGAUUUAAAAACCAAAAGACAAAAUGAUGAUCAAAAGAAACGAUUGAAGCAAAUACUGUCAGACGAUAUUGAUGAUAUAAUUAACAAAAUGACUGAAAAUUCUUACUGCAUCCAAAAGGAUAAUGAAUACGAGGCCAAUAAUGAAGAAGAAAGUUUUAUGACUCGCUUCAGAAGAGAAAAAUAUUCGAAAGUGUUAUCAAAGCGUAAUAAGUUAGAGCAACCGAAAUGUAGGGAAGGCCUAGAUGAAAAAAUUAAAGAAAAGUAUAAACAUGUUAGAGUUUUGGUCGAAAAGCAACAAUCAGUGGUUGACAAUUUAAAAACAUUGUCAAAAAAAUUAUCGGAGUUGGAAUCAAUGGUCGAAGAAGCAGAAUCAGAAAGCCAGGACCAAAAAGCUGUGUUUGAAAAUUUAGAAACAUCAUUAGACUCAGCAUACAGUCAAUAUGAAAGCGAUUUAAGAGAAGCUACUGAACAAACUUCACGCCAGAAAAAAUUUCAAAGUGAAAAUUUUCAAGAUGAGAUAAACACCAUUUUCAACAACACUUUGCUUUUCACAAAAAACCAAUCUUUCAAACUUGACAGCAACAAGGAAAUAAAAAAAUCUUUUCAAUCCAAUCAAAUAACAAAUCUGGUGGCUGAUGAAAGAAAUUCUCCCUCAACAAAGUCUCCAUUCGGCAUUAUAUGGGAUUUUAAUGGAGAUAUUAACAAAUCAAAGAUGAAUUACAAUGGCGAAAAUGAGAAAGUUAUGUACAACCCUAUCAAGAAGAAAUUUCAAAAUGACUUUGAAAACAUAGUCGAUGUGAAAAACAAGUCUUUAAAAAAUGAAACCGAAGACAAUAGUGAGUUGUCAGCGAACGAUUUUAUUAACAAGAUUAGAAACAAGUACGCAAUUCAGCCACUAGCAACUCCUACGAAAAAUAAUUACAACUACAACACUAGCAUUAGAAACAGUCCAUACAACAGGUCAAGCAUCAGUGAUUUCUCGCUGCUUGAAAAUAAAUAUGGCAAAUGUAAUACCGAUAGCAACAGGCAGGGCUUUGAGAGAAUUGUCAAUAAAAGGCACAGUUUGACCAAAAACUACGAUGACGACACCAAUUCUAUAAGAAGUUACUCGAGCCUGUCCAAUAAAUAUUUAAAUGAAAAAAGUUUUUCAACCAUUAGACCAACGGAAGUCCAGGCCAAAUAUGAUAAGUACAACGCACCAACAUAUCAAAGUAAAUUUCUAAGAUCAAUGCUGAACGAUUCAGUGAAUUAA